Acanthopagrus latus (yellowfin seabream) is the source of this 1440-nucleotide messenger RNA. Its product is annotated as activator of 90 kDa heat shock protein ATPase homolog 1-like. The transcript has 9 exons. The coding region runs from base 154 to 1170 and encodes 338 amino acids. The record is from RefSeq and is a predicted model, not a curated record. Gene Ontology annotation, molecular function: protein-folding chaperone binding; ATPase activator activity. Lineage: Eukaryota; Metazoa; Chordata; Actinopteri; Spariformes; Sparidae. Gene Ontology annotation, cellular component: cytosol. Gene Ontology annotation, biological process: protein folding; positive regulation of ATP-dependent activity.
GAGAGACAGAGAGAGAGAGAGAGAGAGACAGAGAGAGAGAGAGAGAGAGAGACAGAGAGAGAGAGACAGAGAGACAGAGAGAGAGAGAGAGAGGAGAGACUGAGGGGCUUUAAGCUCCAGCAGUAACAGGAGUUGGUGCAGCAGGACUUCCUGAUGGCUAAGUGGGGUGAAGGAGAUCCUCGAUGGAUCGUUGAGGAGCGAGCCGACGCCACCAACGUCAACAACUGGCACUGGACGGAGCGUGAUGUCAGCAGCUGGUCAUCAGAGUGCCUCCGUCAGCUGCUGCUGUCGGUGCGGGUGGAGGGGGCGGAGGGCGUCUGUCAGCUGACUGACCUCCCCAAACUGGACGGAGAAGCUUGGAUCAACAACCGCAAAGGAAAACUCAUCUUUCUCUACGAGUGGCAGCUGAGAGCCAGCUGGCUUGGGACGUCCAGCGCUGGAGUGAAGUUCAGAGGAACCGUCGACGUGUUCAACCUGUCAGACGAGAAUGACAUGGACGACCUCGAUAUCUCAGUGUCCCUGGGUAAAGACCAGCCCAACACGCCACUCCUGGAUCUUAUGAAGAGGACGGGCACUAAGGAGAUCCAGAGAGUUCUGGGCGACUAUGUCCGCCAGCUCAAAUCAGAGUUCAGUCAGGGGAUGAUCCUUCCCACUGCAGGCGGACCGAAGAAGCCUCAUCCUGACGCCAAGAAGAGCCAGAUCCAGACCACUAAAACUCAGAUAAACCCCGCCCCCAGGUGCUCCUCUGGUCCAUCCCCUUGUUUGUCAGGUGUCCGUAUCUCAACCUGCAGCUUCAGUUUGAAGGAAACCUUCCAAACAUCACCUGAUGAGCUCUACAGGACCUUCAUCAACCAGGAGUUCGUCCAGGUGUUUACGCGCUCGGCGGCGUUGGUAGACGGUCGCUGUGGGGGGCGGUUCCAGCUUUUAGAUGGGAAUGUCAGCGGAGAGUUUACACAGCUGGUACCAGACCAAAGGAUUGAGAUGAGGUGGCGGUUCAGGACGUGGCCCAGCGAGCACUACGCCAACAUCAGUCUGGAGCUGGUGGACCAAGGAGACGAGACAGAGCUGAGGAUGGAGUGUCGAGGAGUCCCUGUGGGGGAGGAGGAGUCCACUAGAGAGGGCUGGACCCGGUUCUACUUCCAGGCCAUCAAACAGACGUUUGGAUACUGAGAGACCAUGACCGGCUUAAGGGACAGUCCAACAGAUGAACCCUCUGUCUUCAGUCACAGGUGGAGUCCCUGAGGGCGGCGUCCUGAAGCUGUGGGUCCUUCAACCUUACAGAGAUUUAAAGGAACAAUCCAACACUUCAUAAGCCCUUUAAAAUGUUAGCUUAGCACAAAGACUGGAAGUAGGGGAAUCUGUUAGCAUAGCUUAGCACAAAGACCAAUCAGAAGAAGGAUUGUGAAGAAGAAACUGGGUUCACUGACAAACAUCUGAUUC